Molecule: messenger RNA, 4731 nt
Organism: Galendromus occidentalis (western predatory mite)
Lineage: Eukaryota; Metazoa; Arthropoda; Arachnida; Mesostigmata; Phytoseiidae
Gene: mahj
Product: LisH and WD40 domain-containing protein mahjong
Exons: 10
Coding region: 268-4488 (1406 amino acids)
Biological process (GO): protein ubiquitination
Cellular component (GO): Cul4-RING E3 ubiquitin ligase complex; nucleus
Molecular function (GO): protein binding
Source: RefSeq, a predicted model, not a curated record
GACCGACCUCCUCCGGUUCUUCAGCCGCAAGAACAAGAGGGUCCGACGGAUGAGCUCAACAAGAUCUUGGAACAAUGGUCGGCGUCGAGGGGUCAAGCUCUCGAUCCCGAGCCGAUCCUGAUCAGUCUCUGCGAAAUCGUCGAACGGGAGACGGAACUCUAUUUGAAAAAGGAUCCGGAUCCAUUCGACGACCGGCACCCGUACCGCAUCAAUCAGAGCAGUCCCUUCGGCGCGUUGUUGAAGGCUCUGUUCCGGAAUGACGAGUUCAUGGAUAGGCUUGUCAACUUCUACAUAUCAGCUCGAGAUUCCCCAAAAUUGAACGAGUUGGCGUGUCGGUUGCUCUACGAUAUUCUGCCCGGUCUCGAAGGUAGUAUCGUUUUCCAAGAGACUGAUGGUAUCGUUUCCAAGCUGUACAAAUGGGCAGAAGAAGCUGAAAACCCACUGAAAUCGUACGCGAUCGGUCUGCUAGCCGCAGCGAUGAGCGUGCAAGACAUCGCGGUGAAUUGGAGAGAGAAGAACGCUCGCUUGAUGCCGAUGCUGAUGGACGAGCUGAACGAAUUAGCGAACAUGCCCGUCGAACUACCACCGGAAUUGAAAAAGUACACAGUCGAAAGACCCUUCGCAAGCCUGAACGGAUCAUUGGAUUCAAAAGAAACUCCACCUCAGGCCGAACAGGACACGCAUUCCAGUAAUGGGGCCAGCGUCAACAAUAAUGACUUCAGUGAUAGCCAGCAGCAGACAGCGCUUUCGAGGAAGCGCAAGAAGUCUUCUCCGCUACCGAGUAGCAAACGCAUCAUGUUGACCCCUUCUCGAUCUCCUGUUCGCAUCGCACCAUUCGGCGAGUUAUCGAACUCAAGUUGGGCGGAAAAAGAGUUCCUCACCAUUGGGCACUACCAAAUCUAUCCUCUGUCGACGAAUAUGCGGCAACGUUUCAUUCUUCAGUAUCUCACACCACUCGGAGAUUACCAGGAGUUCUUGCCGCUCGUCCUGGAGAAGAAUAUCCUGAAGCUCAUCUUACAUUACAUCAAUCUCAAGGAAAACCGUGACGUUCGCCUAGCGUUCGAAGCCCUCAGGUACCUGGCCUCGCUCCUAUGUCACAAGAAGUUCACAAUGGAGUUCCUGAAGGCGAACGGCGUAAAUCGGCUGCUCCAAGUCCACCGACCCUCGGUGGCGGCCACGGGUGUGUCAAUUUGCUUGUACUACCUUGGAUACAGUGAAGACGCCAUGGAAAAACUAUGUCAGCUACCUCCGGAUGUCCUCACCGAACUCAUCAAAUAUUCUUUGUGGCUCCUCGAGAGAAGCCACGAGAGCAGUCGCUGCCACGCCAUUAUGUUCCUAGGGAUGGCCUUCACGUAUCCGAAGUUUUUGGAAUUCUUCGACCGGGAGGACGGGCUCCGAUGGAUCAUGAAUGUCGUUUCAACGUUGGAAAUCAUCACGAACCCGAAUAUUUUCCGCCCGAAUAUCUCCCGGGAGACGGAACAGGAGGACAAAGUCUUCACCUGCAUGCAGACGGCGCGGCAUGUUUGUUUCUCCUUGAAAAAAUACUUUGAAGCUCAGCUCAUCAUCAAGGCGGGCCAAUUGAAGUUGAACAACUCUCAAAGGAACGAAGCGACUUGUUUUUCAUCGAAGCAACUGAAAUGGAAACAGGAAGAGAUUGACGAAGCGUUGGAUUUCGUGCUGGUCAAUUUGCCGUCUCGAGUCAAAUGGCCCGCGGUCGAUAGUUUCGUGAAACUCGGAGGCGUGCAAUUGAUGCUCAAGCUCCUCCUGAUCGCUCUCGAUGAUGCCAGCCACGUGGGCGGGAAGGUCGAAAUGAUCCGGAGCGCGCUCGAAGUUCUCAGCGUCUGCACCCUGGUCCCGAAAACGCAACUCCUCCUCACCGAAAGCGUCGCGCACCCGAAUCCGGAACUCGACGCGACCGAGAGAGAAAUGAGACAAUCGCAGGAGACUAUCGGAAUGAGCAUUAUCCUCUCAAACAUCGACGAAGAGACCGGGAUGCCGGCGGAAACGGCAGAGCUCGAGAAAGCGUCCCUGCGCAUAAUUCACAACUGUGUCGGUGGUCCCCGACGGCAUGAGAAGCCCCAUCACAAUAAUAAUAAUGCAGCGAGUACGAGCAGCGGUACGGGUCUGCCCAAGAAGAGCGCAAAGAGCGGCGACGGAGAUGUGCUACAUCGCAUGUGGAAGUGUUUGCGAAGCCACAACGGGAUCAUGGUACUCCUCGGCAGGUUGUCCGUGAAGGUCCCGAUCACAGAAGCCGACGCUAUUCGGGCCUUGGCCUGUAAAGCGCUCUGUGGUCUAGCACGCUGCUCCACGGUGAAGCAGAUCAUCUCUAAAUUGCCUCUGUUUACGCGCGGAGAGCUCGAGGUGUUGACUCGUGAGCCGAUUCUGGCGGAUUCCAGUGCGUAUCACGUCCGUUUCUGCCAAUACGCAAAUACGUUGGCGCAGCUCGUCACCGGAAAUCCCCUCCCAAGGAAUACCAAGAACGACUUGCGUCAACUCCGACCUCGUAACGAGGUUUCCUUAACCGCACCAUCAACAGAGAUAAAAUACAAACCCAGUGACCUGCUGGUUUUGAUGUACGAGCAUAUGUUGGGGGCCGGAUUGACAGAAAGUGCACAGGCUUUGCUGAAAGAAGCGAAACUACAGGAUGUCCUCAUCGGGAAACGAAACCAUUGGCGUCGGAUGGCGAUUCGUGAGGAUCCCCGGAAAGCCUUGACGACGAACACGAGUUCUCCUCAGGUUUUGAGUUUGCCGAUUACUCCACAAUCCAAAACAAUACCUCUGAAUCGGUCGAGAGAUCUCACGACCACCCCGGUGGCAAUAGGACGACGCCAAAUGAAAUCGACGUCCUUCAUCGAGAAACCCGAUCAACGUGAUGUCCUGUCGCCGGUGGUUCGGAAGAACGCCUACAACGCGAACAUGCUCUCAUUGGAUGGAAUCGUCAAAGAGUACCUGGGCCAGCAGCACAGUUGUUGUAAUGUUCCUGUGGCUACGUGCCCUCCUUUCGAUUUAUUGGCCCCGCAUCGUUGCGAGGAACCUAUCCUCAAGAGCUUCGCACCUCGGAACCUGACCUCGAGGAUUCUACGGCGUCAGAUAGAUUUGCCUUGGGGGGGACAUCACGGCGCGAAACUCACACGGAAGUAUAUCUAUUCGAAAUUCAAACCGGUGCGGACUUUCCGCGAGCCGGACCUCACCGCAAAUUUCACUUGUUGCGCGUUUUCGUCUUGUGAUGAAAUGCUGUUUGUUGGUACCUUGGGAGGCGACCUCAAAGUCUUCAAUUUGCUCACGGGUGCACAUGAGGCCACCUACGCCUGUCAUCAUACAGAACUCACCCAUUGUCAGCCGUCAAAGGACGGCACCUUGAUUGUGACCUCGUCGUUCUUCCGUCAGCCCACGAGUGUGCUGUGGACCUUCACCGAUCUCUUCCAGCAGAAGAUGACUUUCCAAGAGGACACCUACGUCGAAUUCGGCAAGUUGAGCGAUGAACGAAUACUCGGCACGCAGUACGGCACCGCCCGGCUGUACGACGCGACGACCGGACGGAAAUUGGCCACGUUCUUCGACCAGAAACUCGCCAACCAAUACGUGAAGAACCGAGCAACGCUGAAUUCCACCGACGAGCUGGUGCUCAACGACGGCGUCCUGUGGGACGUUCGGAGGGCGCAUCCCGUGCACAAAUUCGACAAGUUCAACCCAUAUCUGAACGGAGUGUUCACCCCCAACGGGCUGGAGGUGAUCUCGAACACCGAAGUGUGGGAUCUGCGCACGUAUAAACUCCUGCAUACGAUCCCGGCUCUCAAUCAGUGCCAAGUGCUUUUCAACUCGCGCGGGGAUGUCAUCUACGGCGCGAUGGUGAUGUGUGAGGAUAUGGAUCAAGACCGCGACGAGCAACUGCAGUCGAUGUACGGCAAUUCGUUCAAAACAAUCGACGCGACCGACUAUUCUAAUAUCGCCACCAUCGACAUAAGAAGGAGCAUAUUCGACAUCAAGACCGACAGUCGCGACGUUUAUCUGGCGGUCGUCGAGAACGCCGGCGAGAGGGUCAGUAUGGGCUCCGAUUCGGUUGUGAAACUCUAUGAGAUCGGGAGACAGAAGCUCGAGGGAGACGUCGACGACAACGAGCAGGAAGACGACGAAGAUGUCGAGGACGAUGACGACGACGACGACGCGGAUUCGAACUCUAGCACAGAAGUACUAGACGAUACCCUGGAUGACGACGACGAAGACGAUAGCAUUGACGUGGCAUCGAAUUCGCCCCCCGCGAGAUUUGAGCCCUUCGCCGCCGGAGCUCAUGAUGGCGUCGGCGGCGGCCACGGCGGCGACGACGACGAUGAUGAUGAUGACGAAGAUGACGACGACGAUGAUGGAGACGACGAGGACGAGGACAAUGUCUACAUUUACGAUGAGAACAACUCGGACCGUGAUGACGAUUUGGACGACGAUAUGCGUCCCUGGUAUAGGAACGGGAGGUUGUCACCGCCGUCCCCGUAGUCCACCGCGUGUAAAACAAACGUGCGAAGAAGAGGAGCACCGAGGGCUUCCCCGAUGACGAUCGCAUUUGGAAGCCCAUUCCAGGCCUACGGAGGCGGGCCCCUGCACAGCUGCCCGCCUCGAACACAGGACAGAUUGGUGAACAGAGAAAAUAAUAUACUACUGUAAAUGUGUUUAUAACCGGAGAAGAAAUCAAUGUUCUCUAAAAGAAACCGAUUUUUUCCGUGCUCGAGUCGUCGUCAC